This is a messenger RNA of Gavia stellata (red-throated loon), 2855 nucleotides long. RefSeq names its product CTP synthase 2 (gene CTPS2). Gene Ontology annotation, biological process: pyrimidine nucleobase biosynthetic process; CTP biosynthetic process. The transcript is spliced from 18 exons. The coding region runs from base 1 to 1761 and encodes 586 amino acids. Gene Ontology annotation, cellular component: cytoophidium; cytoplasm. Gene Ontology annotation, molecular function: CTP synthase activity; identical protein binding. NCBI's taxonomy places the organism in Eukaryota, Metazoa, Chordata, Aves, Gaviiformes, Gaviidae. The record is from RefSeq and is a predicted model, not a curated record.
AUGAAGUACAUCCUGGUAACUGGUGGUGUCAUCUCAGGCAUUGGCAAAGGGAUCAUUGCAAGCAGCAUUGGCACCAUACUGAAAUCAUGUGGUCUACGUGUCACUGCAAUCAAAAUUGAUCCUUACAUAAACAUAGAUGCUGGAACCUUUUCACCAUAUGAACAUGGUGAAGUUUUUGUAUUGAAUGAUGGUGGAGAAGUUGACUUAGAUUUGGGAAAUUAUGAGAGAUUUUUGGACAUCAAUCUCUAUAAAGAUAACAACAUCACCACUGGAAAGAUAUAUCAGCAUGUGAUUAAUAAAGAAAGGCAUGGUGAUUACCUGGGCAAAACUGUUCAAGUUGUUCCGCACAUCACUGAUGCAGUUCAGGAAUGGGUAAUGAAUCAGGCAAAAGUUCCGGUGGAUGAUGACAGAAAAGAGCCACAAAUAUGUGUAAUUGAGCUGGGUGGAACCAUUGGAGAUAUUGAAGGAAUGCCAUUUGUUGAAGCAUUUAGACAGUUUCAGUUCAAAGCACGAAGAGAGAACUUCUGUAAUAUCCAUGUUAGUCUAGUACCACAGCCUAAUGCCACUGGCGAACAGAAGACAAAACCAACACAGAACAGUGUUCGAGCACUGAGGGGUCUAGGCUUGUCUCCAGAUUUGAUUGUCUGCAGAAGUGCAAAACCUAUAGAAAUGGCAGUGAAGGAAAAGAUUUCCAUGUUUUGCCAUGUGGAGCCUGAGCAGGUGAUAUUUAUCCAUGAUGUUUCUUCCACUUAUCGAGUACCAAUCCUGUUGGAGGAGCAAGGCAUCAUUAAGUAUUUUAAACAGAGGUUAAAUUUACCUAUUGAUGACCAGCCAAGUGAUCUUCUAAUGAAAUGGAAGAAAAUGGCUGACAGAUACGAAAGGUUGCUGAAGGUGUGUUCCAUAGCUCUCGUUGGCAAGUACACAAAACUAAGUGAUUGCUAUGCAUCUGUUUUCAAGGCUCUGGAACACUCUGCGCUGGCAAUUAAUCACAAACUGGAUUUAAUGUACAUAGAUUCAACAGAACUUGAACGUUCUACGGAAGCAGAGAACUCAGUGAAAUAUCACCAGGCAUGGCACAAACUGUGCAAAGCAGAUGGCAUUCUGGUCCCAGGAGGGUUUGGAAUUAGGGGAACAGAAGGCAAACUCCAAGCUAUCUCCUGGGCAAGAACAAAGAAAAAACCUUUUCUUGGAGUUUGCCUGGGAAUGCAAUUAGCAGUUGUGGAAUUUGCAAGAAACUGUUUGAAUUGGAAAGAUGCAAAUUCUACAGAAUUUGACCCAGACACAAAAAACCCUGUUGUUAUUGACAUGCCAGAACACAAUCCUGGAGAUAUGGGUGGAACAAUGAGACUGGGGAAGAGGAGGACUGUUUUCAAAACACAGAAUUCUAUUUUAAGAAAACUUUAUGGUGAUGAAAUGUUUGUAGAGGAGCGACACAGGCAUCGAUAUGAGGUGAACCCAGAAUUGACUCACUGCUUCGAAGAGAAAGGUUUGAAAUUUGUUGGCCAUGAUACAGAAGGGAACAGAAUGGAAAUUAUUGAACUGGAGAAUCACCCAUAUUUUGUGGGAGUUCAGUUCCAUCCAGAGUUUUCCUCAAGACCUAUGAAACCUUCACCUCCAUACCUUGGACUGUUGCUAGCAGCAACUGGGACACUCAAUGCAUACCUGCAACGUGGAUGUAAAUUGUCUCCAAGUGACAGCUACAGUGACCUCAGUGAUGACAGCUCUCCAGAGAAAGAGUUUCCUAAUUCAGAAAAAAGCUGAAAUGAUUGUAUGAGAUCACAGAAGUGGAUGAUGCUGUUGAGAAAUUUAGGAACAAGACAAUAUUGAAGAGAAGAGAGUAGAAGAGUAAGCUGCUUACAGUCCUCAUAGUGUCUUCUCCUAUACUGUUUUCAAAAAUUCUCUUUACAGAUGACAGUUUUACUGUCAUGUAGCAAAAACUCUUCUGUAUAAAUGCUGUUUCUCUUUAAAAAUGACAAAAUGGUUGUGCACCUUAGGUGUUAAUCAUCCUGUAUUUCAGAAUGAUCUCAGGUGAAUAUGUAUUAAUUCACUAGUUCACAAAUGUUCUUGAUUUGAAGGGAGAUUUGAUUGUUUUCAGUUCGCCUUAGAACAGGAAGAUAAAAAUGCGUUAGUUCUUGUGAAUGAGAGGGAAUGCACUAAAAAAUUUAAGGGGGAGUUGUCUUAUCCAUGAGCAGUAGAGAGCUGUUUCAGCUUUGUUUCCCUAUUAAGCUUGUUGUGUAUAUAUUUUUUUUUUUACUUUUUUUGCUGUUCAAUAUAUACAAAUGAGAAAUUGUCGCUGUAUUUCAGCUCUUUGUGAUUAUUAUAAUUGAUGUUGGAUACACGGCUUUUCACUUUGCUUUUAUAAGUGAUUUCACUUUACAAAAGUUCAAGUUCAUUUGCUCUGUUUCUCCUGAAAGGCUGAUAAUACUGAACAUAAUUCGGACUUACAAAAUUACAGAAGUUAUAUUAGAAGGUGGUUUUGUAUUUGCAUUUUGUAAGAGAAAAAGUAAAUAUACUCAUAUGUUAAAAUUUAAUUUGAACACUCAUAUGAAAGUUGUAGAAGAACCAGUUAUAAACCUUGAGCAUUAUUUGGGCUUCAGCCAUGCAAAACUCAGUUAAUUUCACUAAAUGAGUAUAAAGGUGAACUAGGGUUCUCCCUUUUUUUCUCUCAUCCGGUGGCCACUCCAUGGUCAUGGUGCUCAUUCCCCAAUAGGAUAGAACAGUGUACUUUAAUUUAGAAAUCACAAGUUAAUCCACUGCAUGACAAUUGCAGGCAGCCCUGUAAAGCCAGGACUGCAGCCUGAAUCACUGAGACACAAGGGGAAGGCGAGAGGUGCUGUACUGUGUUUAAAGCUGGA